UUCUAGUUAGUUAUCUGAGAACCGAUAUCUGCGACUCAAAUUUUGGGUAAAAGACUUUUUUUUUGAUUACUCUAUAAAAAUACCUGUUGCUUUUGAUUAAUGCGUCAUUUGUAGUCCUUUUUCUCACUUGGCUAUUCUUGGUUAACCCUUUUGAUUAUUGCUCUGCUGAACUUACCUGCUACGAGGUUUAUUUUUGUGGCACACUUUUACUGAACGAAAUCCUUAUUGAUUUCGAUUUGAAAUUUAAAAAAAAUGACUUCAAAAAUUCAAGAAUCAUUUAAAAAACGUAAAAUAGCAUUACGUAAAUUUAAUGAUUAUUUUAAUAGUUUUAUUGAUGAAUAUGAAGAAGAAAUUCUUAAGUCACGAAAAGAUAUACGUACACUAAUUGAAGAGAUACGUGAUUAUAAUCGUUUAUUGGCCGAUGUUGAUGAUCUUUAUGAUGAGGAAUUGGUUGAACGUUUCAAUUCACAAGCACAUCGAUUAUCCAAAUUUUUAAAUGAAUCAACAAUCGAUGAUGACAAUAAUGGAACCGAUCGUCAAACCGAAGAAAAGCAACAACAACAAAAAUCGAAAGAAAUUGAAUCAAAAGAAAUUCCCCAAGUGCCUAAAUCAAAAAAACCAAUGGAACCAAAGAUUGUUGAAAAUAAUACUAGAAUGAUGAUGAAUAAUAAUAAUGAUGAUCAUCAUCAACAAUCCACUUCAAGAAGCUCUACGUCGCUUAAUUCAAAUUUUAUUCAAUUAACCGAUACAAAUUGGUCAGAUUAUUAUCCAUUAAUGAUGGAAUUUAUUGUAACCGAUCAAAAAAUACCUGAUGAACGAACAAGAAUUGCAUUAUUGAAAAAAAGUGUUGAAAAAAAUUCAACAGCCUCGCAAUUAAUUGCAAAUGAAAAUUCAAUGAGAAAUGCUAUGAAAAUUCUUCGUAAAGAAUUUCAUCAUCAAACUUUUGAACAAAGCGAAUCGUCUGUAAAUGAUAUGAUUCUUCGAUUUAAUUUCAAUACAAAUGUAAAAAAUGAUGAACAUAAUUUUCGGCAAUUAUUUUCAAUCUUAUUGAAUAUAAAAUUUAAUGUUCGUGAAGAAUUUCGUCCAAGAUAUUAUGAUUCAUUAUGGGGAAAAUUACCAAGAAGAUUUCGAUAUCUUUCAAUGGAACGUUUUGUUCGUUUAACAAAAGAAAAACUUAAAAGUUUUAAUGCUUUACCUUGUUUAUUGGAUUUUAAAAGGGAAGAAUUCAUUGAUCAACAAGUUAAUAAUCAUCGACAACUACAGAUUAGCAAUAAUAAUGAUUAUGAAUCAAAUGAAAAAUUGGAUCAACUUAUACAACGAUUAAUUGAUGAUAAACAAUUAUGUCCAAUAUGUUUUCAAAUAAAAAAACAUUUACGUUCACAUUCAAUUGUUAGAUGUCGUAAUUUAAAUGCAUUUUGUCGUAAAUAUGGUUUGGAUGAUAAUUUUGAUGUUGGUGGUAAUCGAAUGAAAAAUUUAUCCAAUUCAAUGUUGAAUUUAUCAUUGGAUUCUACAUCACCAUCAACGGUUGAAAUUUGGGCCAAUCAUUCGAAUCAAAUCGAAAACAACAACAAACAAAAUAAUGGUAAUAUGAAUGGAUUUCGUUAUCUAAAAGUAAAUGAAAAGAAAAAAACAUUAGAAUUUGUUAAUACAGAUCGUUAUAAAUCAUCGAAUGGUAAUCAACAGCAACAACAACAACGUUUUGGAUUUUCAUCAAGAAAAUCAUCAAAUAAUCCGAAUAAAUUUGUUUUUCCGGAAGAUUCCCCGUCAUCAUCAUCAUCAUCGAUGUCAAACAACAAUAAUGAUGAAAAAAAUAAAAAAAUUAUUCCAAUCAUUUUGAUUGGUAAUUCAAAACAACAACAACAAUCAUUUUAUCGAAUCAAUGCAUCAACAUUUAUUGAUGAUAAUCCAAAUGGUCAUGAUGAUGCAAUGAUUGAAAAUAAUUUUCUAAAAUCAUUGAAAAUUUCGGAUGCAAUAAUUGAAUACAAACCGUUUACCGAUUUAAGAAAAAUUCAUUAUAUUAUUGGUCAUGUUGAAUUUGAUGUUAAUAUUGGAUUCGUAAUUCGUACGAUAAAAUUUGCCAUAUUUUCUCGUCAAAAUACUGAACCAGAUGUUUUGAUUUCACCGAAAAUUUUGCAAGAAUUUUCCAUUAUAAUACCAUCAUCAUCACCAACAAUAUCAAAAUUUGAACAACGUUUUGUUGAAAUAGUUGAUCGUUCAAUUGAUGGUAACAAUAGUAACAAAAAUGGUAAUUUUGUGUACGAUAAUGAAAAACGACAAAUUUCAAUUGCUGGCCUAUUACAGUUGAAGGUUAUUCAUUUGGAUGAUGAUGAUGAUGUUUUAGAUGAUGAUGAAAAAAAUGAAUCGACCAAUUUGAAUGAUAAGGAGAAAUCGGAAUCAUUGAAAAAUGAAAUUUUAAAAAAUUUGUUGGCUACAAAAUUGUUGAUAAAAUCAUCAAAUAUUGAA
Dermatophagoides pteronyssinus (European house dust mite) is the source of this 2463-nucleotide messenger RNA. RefSeq lists its product as uncharacterized. The record is from RefSeq and is a predicted model, not a curated record. NCBI's taxonomy places the organism in Eukaryota, Metazoa, Arthropoda, Arachnida, Sarcoptiformes, Pyroglyphidae.